AUGAACGGGUACCUGCGCAGCAAAUGCUCGUCCGAGCAGCAGCUGCUGAAUGAGCUGGCCAAGUUGCUGGGCGCCAAGGACGUGGCGUCGCGCAAGAUGGCGGACGUACUGCGCGCGCUCACCUUCUUCUACACGUCGGCGGCGCGGGGCUCGCGCAUCCCGCAGUCGCUGCUCAGCGGGCUGUGCAGCCUGCUGCCGCAGCUCAAGGACAAGAAGGAGAUGGUUCUCCUCAAGGACGAGCACCAGCGUAUCGCCCGCAUCGCGCUGUGUCUCCUCGCGCGACUCAUCGACCAGUUCGAGAUCCAGAGGGAGGUGGCAGCCAGACUCACGGACUCGCAGAAGCUCAACCAAGAGCAGAGUGUCGAUCCAGCAGAGCAAGUGUUAAGCAGCUUCCUGGUGACGCUGGAGACGGCAGUGACGACGCCCGCAGGGCUGUUACUGCCCAGACAGCGAGCCACUCUACGAGUGUACGCACAACUGUGUCGGGUUUUCCGCAAAAGGGAGCAACUGGUGACUUUUGCGACGACGCUGCUGCAGCAGUCACCGGUACUGGCUGAACAUGCAGUGGAUGCUAAGGGGAAGAAGGUCGCUCCACCGGGACCUGCACAAUUUGGAGCUGUGGCGGGAGCUUGCCAUGCACUGAGGUUCCAUGUGGUGCAGGAUGAGCAAGUGUUUGCCGUGGAUAAAUUGGUGCAACUCGCCUUCACGAUGCCGUCGGGUACACCCUCUCGACACGCUGCAAAAACGUUGCUGUCACUCUUGACGUCGUCCUCGUUGAAUGAAGACAGACCGUCGAAUGCAAUGACGACAGCGAAGGCGAUUGAGCUGUACUUGCUGAAAGCGCGCCCGCGUACGUUACUUGGUGGCGAUUCCCUGACUUCUGUGUACCUGCUGCGCCUGUGUGGUCAAAUUCAACUAUCGACCGACCAGAACCCAGCUCUUCAAGGAUUUUUCAUCUCAAAUGCACUCUCAGCGCAGCUACAGGACUACUUUACCGACAUUGUCCAAGGUGCUGCGACCGAUGGCUCGCCCGUUAAGGGCAUGGCACCCCCCGCUGUACUUCUAGUGGCUAUCGAGGAGGUGCUGCGUGGAACUUCCCCGGAGGCGAGUGUUCGUAAGCAGCCGAAUUGGGGCUCAGCGUGCCUUUUUGAGCUUGUGGCAGCUGCCUUGCUGCCCCUGCUUCCGACGCCAGCUAAACCAGCCUUCAGUACGGUCACGUUGCAUCGUGUGUGCCGCGCGGUGCAAUUCGUAGCUGAGCGUCUCGAUACAAUCGUACUUCAACUGGGUGCGUCGUCUGGACAGACGAUGGAGAUUCCAGCCUACUUGAACAACCUUACAACUCGCAUCCGCUCGCUGACGGAGCACAGCAAUGCAUUUAUAGCUUGCGAGGCUCUUCGUGCCUAUGUCUGGCUGAUACGGCGUAGUAGCGGACGUGUCGAACCCAACCAAGACGACUGGGCGAACCUCUUUUGGAAACUUGAGGCACUUCCGUUUAACCGAAUUCAGCCAGAACGCCGGGCUGCGAUUGCCUGGACAUUAUUUCGCCGUUGCGUGACCACACCAAAGUCGUAUGGGUAUGGCGUGGAGACAGCUUUGCUUGCUGGAUGCCUUCGCAUAGUGCUCGCGUGGUUUCGAAUGCGGCCUUGUGUCUGGCAAGCUGCUCUGAUGACGGCAAUUUGGUAUACGGCACUUCGAGAGUGCCUGGCGACCUUGGGAGACACUGUGUUUUCAUGCAUUAACGACCUUCUGGACUUUCAGUGUGCUCCUACGGACAGCGCGGCCCCAGACAGCCUCGUGGUGAAGCAAAGUGCUAUGCAAUUCCUAAGCCAUCGAGAAGGAGGGAUGCGAUAUGCUGUUCGG
Messenger RNA from Phytophthora sojae, 1860 nucleotides. RefSeq lists its product as hypothetical. The transcript is spliced from 2 exons. The record is from RefSeq and is a predicted model, not a curated record. Lineage: Eukaryota; Oomycota; Peronosporomycetes; Peronosporales; Peronosporaceae. The annotation marks the transcript as partial.